This is a messenger RNA of Mastomys coucha (southern multimammate mouse), 841 nucleotides long. RefSeq names its product signal recognition particle 14 (gene Srp14). NCBI's taxonomy places the organism in Eukaryota, Metazoa, Chordata, Mammalia, Rodentia, Muridae. Gene Ontology annotation, biological process: SRP-dependent cotranslational protein targeting to membrane. Gene Ontology annotation, cellular component: signal recognition particle, endoplasmic reticulum targeting. Gene Ontology annotation, molecular function: 7S RNA binding; endoplasmic reticulum signal sequence receptor activity. Bases 78 to 410 code for a protein of 110 amino acids. The transcript has 5 exons. The record is from RefSeq and is a predicted model, not a curated record.
CGCCCAGCGCAAGCGAGACUUCCGGCUGUAACCGCUGGAGGCUUCUGCUGACGGAGUCGGAACGUGCGGAGACCAGGAUGGUGUUGCUCGAGAGCGAGCAGUUCCUGACGGAGCUGACCAGGCUCUUCCAGAAGUGCCGGUCGUCGGGCAGCGUGUUCAUCACCCUGAAGAAGUAUGAUGGUCGCACCAAACCCAUUCCAAGGAAGAGUUCUGUGGAGGGCCUCGAGCCUGCAGAAAACAAGUGUCUGUUAAGAGCCACGGAUGGGAAAAGGAAGAUCAGUACCGUGGUGAGUUCCAAAGAAGUGAAUAAGUUUCAGAUGGCCUAUUCAAAUCUACUGAGAGCCAACAUGGAUGGGCUGAAGAAGAGGGACAAGAAGAACAAGAGUAAGAAGAGUAAACCAGCACAGUGACAGGCGUGGCCCCUACCAAUCAGCCACACAAGUGCAGUUUUCCUGUUUGCUGCUUUCAGCACCUCUGUAUAUAACUGUUUUCACAGAAGGGUCCUUUAAGAAAGAAGGAUUGGAAUGGUCAUGGGCUAGUUGUGGUAAGAAGCCAGUUUUUGAUUUGUGCUGUAUGGCUGGAUAUUCUUAGAUUCUAGCCAUAAGGUUUCUAGUCAUCUUUGAGGAGCUAUGCAUCGUUAUUCUCCAGGCUAGCUGCUGCUUUUCCUACCCUAUUUAUGACCAUAACUACUAACUCUAGAUGGUACAGUUACUCAGUGAUUUUUACCUUGUCUUUGAGAUUACUGUAAUAGUUUUACUAAAAGUUGUGUUAUCCUACAGGUGGGUUGUUUUCUUGGUUGUAUAAUUUAAAAUAAAAAAAAAUUACAUUUAGUUAUUUUGUA